GACCUUUCGCGUUACAGUCGGUUCCCGUUCCCGGAGCCGGUGAUUGACAGGCGGAGCCCGGAGCCGGUGAUUGACAGGCGGAGCCCGGAGCCGGUGAUUGACAGGCGGAGCCGGUCCCGGUCCCCGGGGGGUGGUCUCUCUGCAAAGGCCGAGCAGGAUGGCGCAGGGCGAGGCGGUGGUAGCGGCUCCUCUCCAGACCCUGUCCGUCCACAACUUCAGCGAGAAGCUGUCGGAACAGACGGUGCAUUUCCACCUCCUGAGCAUGAAGGACAGUUUCUUCCUGUGGGUCGGCAGCGCCCCGAAUCUCUCCAACCUCGCCGUGGCCAUGUGUACCAAAUUUGACCCUAUGCCAGUGUCUACACUAGUUCUUGGAGAUGCCUCUGAUACCACACCCAACUCUGUAGCACAAAGACUAGCGAAGAAGACAGGAAAACAGGUUUUCAUCAGUUACAACCUGCCGAGCAGCAACACCGGCUUAUCCCUGCAGGUGGAAAACCGCAUCAAACAAGAAAUGGUCACGCAUCCAGACAAGUUUUAAUUGUAGUUUUCUAUUUUUUAACACUUUUUUAAAAAAAAAAGAUAUUAUGUUGGCUUGUUUAAUAAAAUGUUAUAAAAGUU
Messenger RNA from Carcharodon carcharias (great white shark), 618 nucleotides. RefSeq names its product proteasome (prosome, macropain) assembly chaperone 4 (gene psmg4). The record is from RefSeq and is a predicted model, not a curated record. The coding region runs from base 158 to 538 and encodes 126 amino acids. The transcript has 3 exons. NCBI's taxonomy places the organism in Eukaryota, Metazoa, Chordata, Chondrichthyes, Lamniformes, Lamnidae. Gene Ontology annotation, biological process: proteasome assembly.